AAAUAACGUGCCGUAAAAACAAACAGCGAUCAUAUAAUCUUGUUUAAAAAGCUAACAAAAUAAUUUUUUGUCAGCUCGCCAAAUAUAGCAAGUGCAGCGAAGUGUUUUACGAGGGACUCAUUCUAAAUAUUUUUUUUACGCAAGACGUGAAAAUAAAACAUAAAAUAUAUAUCUUGUUAAUGUAUAUUAAAACAAACUGAGACCGACGGAAGCAGAAGGUGCCGUGUGCAGCGGCGAGCGUGUAUAGUAAAGACUCGUGCUGAAAAGCAAGGGCGGCAAAAGUAAAGUAAAUCGAAUAUUAUUUCAAAGAAGCCCUUUUACCCGCACGGCUAAAAAAUGUUCGCGGUUAUGCAAAUCGACAACGAUUCGCGCGCGCACGACUUCGGUCGCCGCAAGGUUCGGCCCAAGUGCGAGUUCGUGUGCCGCUACUGCCAGCGCCGCUUUACCAAGCCCUACAACCUGAUGAUACACGAGCGCACGCACAAGUCGCCUGAGCUCGCCUUCUCCUGCGAGGUCUGCGGCAAAUCCUUCAAACGCCAGGAUAACUACCGCCAGCACAGACACAAUUGCAAGAGUUUUAACGUAAUGCUCAUAAAGUGUCGUGUUUAUAGCAGAGAAGUCAACGAAUUGUACAAUGGCAAAAUAAUGCCGAUACAAGAUGCCGAAUAUGAGGUUCACGUGUGGAGGCUUGAAUAG
Messenger RNA from Ctenocephalides felis (cat flea), 696 nucleotides. Its product is annotated as protein drumstick-like. The coding region runs from base 337 to 696 and encodes 119 amino acids. Gene Ontology annotation, biological process: embryonic hindgut morphogenesis; embryonic pattern specification; regulation of transcription by RNA polymerase II. The record is from RefSeq and is a predicted model, not a curated record. The transcript is spliced from 2 exons. Gene Ontology annotation, cellular component: nucleus. Gene Ontology annotation, molecular function: RNA polymerase II transcription regulatory region sequence-specific DNA binding; DNA-binding transcription factor activity, RNA polymerase II-specific. Lineage: Eukaryota; Metazoa; Arthropoda; Insecta; Siphonaptera; Pulicidae.